AUGGAGCAUUCUGGUCCGAUACAUCUUGAUGAUCCAUUACAAACUGGUGGAGGACCAAUCACUCGGUCCAAAGCUAAAAGAAUGAAGGAAGCACUUAAUGGGCUGAUUGAGGAAGCUUGGAACCAGCAAGAGGCUAUUGGAGUGGAUUUGGACGUGAAGAUAGCUUUGUAUGGGUUUAAUCCUUUAACUCCAAUGGAUUUGUCACCUUUACCUAUUGAUGAGCGUGCUAGUUUAGAUGGCAAAAGGAAAGCUGAAACGAUGAAGCAAUUGCAUGAGAAAGUUAGGCAAAACAUUGAGAAAAGAACUGAACAAUAUGCUACUCAAGCCAACAAAGGGCGGAAGAAAGUGAUCUUUGAACCAGGAGAUUGGGUUUGGGUGCAUAUGAGAAAGGAAAGAUUUCCAGCAAAACGGCGUUCUAAGUUGCACCCUAGAGGAGAUGGGCCAUUUCAAGUCAUUGCUCGCAUUAAUGAUAAUGCAUAUAAGCUUGACUUACCAGGUGAUGAAGAUUCGAGGACGAAUCCUUUUCAGGAGAGGGGGAAUGAUGGAAACCAGGAUGCAGCCACCAAGCAACCUAAGGAGGGACUAUCCAAGGCCGUGGGAAGCAAGGAGAAAUGUAUGGAGCAUUCUGGUCCGAUACAUCUUGAUGAUCCAUUACAAACUGGUGGAGGACCAAUCACUCGGUCCAAAGCUAAAAGAAUGAAGGAAGCACUUAAUGGGCUGAUUGAGGAAGCUUGGAACCAGCAAGAGGCUAUUGGAGUGGAUUUGGACGUGAAGAUAGCUUGUGGACUAGUCAACAUGAUCCAUGAAAUUAUUAGGCCAAAUUAG
This is a messenger RNA of Phoenix dactylifera (date palm), 825 nucleotides long. The record is from RefSeq and is a predicted model, not a curated record. NCBI's taxonomy places the organism in Eukaryota, Viridiplantae, Streptophyta, Magnoliopsida, Arecales, Arecaceae.